ACGAAGGGUACAUCUUCAUUUGGUAAGCGGCGAAAUAAGACACACACUUUGUGUCGUCGAUGUGGGUCCAAGGCAUACCAUCUGCAGAAAUCUACCUGUGGGAAAUGUGGUUACCCUGCUAAGCGUAAGAGAAAGUAUAACUGGAGUGCAAAGGCUAAAAGACGCAACACCACUGGUACUGGUCGCAUGAGGCACCUGAAAAAGGUCUACCGUCGAUUCAGGAAUGGAUUCCGUGAGGGAACCACACCAAAGCCCAAGAGAGCAGCUGUGGCAGCCUCCAGUUCAUCAUAAAGACUCAUCUGUUUGUUAAAAUAAAUGGUCUUGUCCAGAAAAAA
Molecule: messenger RNA, 335 nt
Organism: Mesitornis unicolor (brown roatelo)
Lineage: Eukaryota; Metazoa; Chordata; Aves; Mesitornithiformes; Mesitornithidae
Product: 60S ribosomal protein L37
Exons: 3
Biological process (GO): translation
Cellular component (GO): ribosome; cytosolic large ribosomal subunit
Molecular function (GO): structural constituent of ribosome; RNA binding
Source: RefSeq, a predicted model, not a curated record